Messenger RNA from Haliotis rubra (blacklip abalone), 3041 nucleotides. RefSeq names its product insulin-like growth factor-binding protein complex acid labile subunit. Lineage: Eukaryota; Metazoa; Mollusca; Gastropoda; Lepetellida; Haliotidae. Bases 110 to 2833 code for a protein of 907 amino acids. Gene Ontology annotation, molecular function: protein binding. The record is from RefSeq and is a predicted model, not a curated record. The transcript is spliced from 2 exons.
ACGUCUUCAGCAGACGGAAUUUCAAAGUUGUUUGAUAAAAUUACACCAACGUCAACCAAUGAAAUGGAAUUAAUAAACAGAUGACAUUUAGCCAGUUUGUCCCAGUGCCAUGAGGACUCUAAUUCUGUUGAUAUCCAUCUUGACGUUAGCGUCCAUAGUGACAGCAAUGGAAUGGCCAAUUGAAGGGACCUGUUCUCCAUGCCAGUGUUCUGUGCAAACGAGCAAAUACUCCUAUGGAUUGAUGAAGUUAGUAAACUGUUCAGGCCUUGGAUUGACAGGACUACCUGAGCGUCUGCCAAGAGAUUUAGACUGCCUUGACCUAUCAAACAACAAUUUUGAUAUUGCAACAGUUGACCCUGUCUGUGAUUUUGAAUUUUUGCAGGACCUGUCCCUUGCACACAAUACAUUCACUUCAAUUGAUUGGUAUCUAUUUUCAAAUUGUUCACUCCUGAGAAAGCUUGAUCUGACCGGAAGCAGUAUUAUUCACUUAAAGAAUGGAUCCUUCACUGGACUUGACAACCUUCAAACAAUAUAUGGAUUGGAGGCUUUGUCAGUUGAUGUUGGGGUUUUCAUGAAUCUGCAAAAACUGAAAACUUUGGAAUUUACAUUUUUAGGAGAAACCAUUCCUGAAAUGAUCUUUACAGGUCUCAUAGUUGAGACACUACAUUUGACUCUGUACAAAGUUGAAAAAAUCCCCCAACAGCUUCUUGAAUUUGGAGAAAAGACUCUUCAGGUCAUCAGCAUCUAUGGUCCAGAAGUUUCAUUUGUUUAUGAGAACUUUCUGCGAGGAUUAACUGUUCUCAGAAAGGUGCACCUAAAUAUGCCAAAGCUAGUUAGUUUGCCUGAAAGGAUCUUCAACAAUUUUGGUGUUGUCUCUGAGGAUGGUGACCCGAGGAAUCUGCAGGAGAUAGUUCUUAUGUCAAUGAACAGUGUCCCUGGAACUAUUUUUAAUGACUUGGAAAGUCUACAUAGACUUGAAAUACAUGAUGUGAAUGAAAUUACAUCUUCUGGGAUCUUUGAUGACCUCGUAAAUUUAGAAGUUCUUGACUUGACCAGAAGCAAUAUCAACCAGAUCCCAACUGGAUGGUUUUCAAACCUGUACAGCCUUAAAACUCUGAAUUUGAGUCAGAGCAAUCUUCGUGAAAUAGAAGAGGGUUCUAUGGAUGGACUCAUGAACUUGAAAACUUUGGACCUGUCAAUGAACGCGCUACGUAAUAUUCCUCUGAAAGCUUUUGAUCCAUUGAGGAAAUCAGUUCAGAAUCUUCACCUGAGUGGGAACAUCCUGAAAGAGAUCGACGACCAGCUGUUUAGAAAUAUGCUUGCACUGCAAUACCUGGAUCUGAGUGACAACAAAAUUGCUUCAAUAUCAAGUAAUGCCUUUUCCGACUUGAAACUCUUAAACAGUCUACAGUUGCAGGAAAACAAGCUUGCAUAUCUACCAGUCGACCUGUUUAACCAUCAACCCAACCUCCAAGUCCUUCACCUUGGAGCAAACUCAUUCCAACGUUUUCCGAUAUCUGUCUUGAAAUCUGCAGGAUUUCUGCUUCGUCUGUAUCUUGAAGACAACAAAAUUCCAUCAGCACCUCCGAGUCUGUCAACUGACUUGCCCUACUUGGAGUAUCUUUCUGUGAUGAAUAAUCCUGUACAGUGUCGAUGUAGAUUGUUGAGUUUAAGAUUAUACAUGCCAAACUUGUACAUAGAUGGCAUAUGUGUGGCUCCGAGAGCUUAUGCCAGGAGCCAUGUGAUGUCAUUUGUAGUGCCUGAUAAUUGUAAAGGCCCAAGACCGAAACCAGAAGUAAAGCCUGAAAUUCCUGAAAUAACAUUCACAUCUAUGCCGGCUCCAGCUCCACCACCUGCAGAAAAGGACUACAAGGAGAACUAUUAUUACUAUGGAAACAAUUACUAUUAUUCUGAUUACUAUUACCAAUAUGACACAAAUCAGUAUUAUGUGGAUCUACAAAGUGAUGAGAAAGCACCAUCGAGUUCUGUGGGUGUGACAGGGAUAGGACCGCGGUCAUGGAAAGAUCAUGAAGUAUCAGUGACUGCCACAAACAAAACUGACAGGAUGAUAGAUGCUGCGACAUCAUCUCUUGAUUCAAUGAUGUCCCAGGCGUACUCAGGUGGUACAUCCAAGCCACCUCAUCUGCAUGGAUCCACUGAUGUGAAGCUAAGUUUACCCAUUUCACCGACCCCUCCACUAACUCGAGUGUUUGAAAGUAAUGAAACAGAGUCAUUGGUUGUAACAGCAUCCAUACAAGAACCUGCAACUGAUACGUCCUGUACAUCCCAUACAAGUUCAUUAGGUCCACUGUAUGGACAUUCAUAUAUAUCAGAUUCAGAAACUCUGGAUAAAGAAAGAAGUUCAUGCUCGGAUGAUUCUUGUGAAAUCAUGGCAACUGAUGUUCUCCCUGAUGGUCCUCCUCCAGAAGAUUCUGCAGCUGAAGGUGAUGGAAGAACGGGAUCAUCAUCCGCUACACAUAGGACCAAGAAGACGGAGGAUGUGGGCAAGGACAUGGACAGGACAUCCAGGUUGUAUUCCAUGUCAUCGCGAGGUCAGAGCACAAAAGCAGCUGGUUUGCCAACAUCAAGCCAUAUUAAGAUAUCUCCCACUAGCACUGUGAACAUGGUUGAUGAUAACACAGCAGUGUUAGAGAAGCCACAUGGUGGACCUGUUACAGAUGGGGACACUGGAUUGAGCAUAACCAUGAAGGCAGUGGUUGGUGUGCUGGGUGUGGGAGCUUUCAUAUGUAUUUGUGGGACGAUGUGGUGGCUGAGGAACCAGGUGAAAACUCGGAGGAUGUACGAGGUUACUCCGUCCAGUACGGUUGUGUGAGGCAUCAUCAGAGGCUGGUUUAUGCAGGUGCAAAGUAGAAUUAGGGUUUGGCAUAGCCUGUGUAAGUUACCAUUUGUGUAGGUAUGUCAGUGCACAGCGCUGAAAGUGUCGGGUACUGUUUGUGCGAAGUACUGUUUCAUUGGGAAAUAUAUGUUAAAUCACCAAUAGUGAUUAAUAAAGUCAGUGUAUGGUAACAUGCCAUCAGUGU